AUGCGACUUCCCCGCAUCACGCGCCGGGGUGUUUCGGAAAAGGCAUGGAAGCUCAGGUACAAGAUCCGCACUGCGCUCAAGAAGUCGGACAAGACGCUGGCCGAUUUUGCCUCGAGUUCGUCCCUCGGCAGCCCCGGCGACGCAAAGGGCGUCGGCAUAACGGGCGCGCCUGCUGAGGGCAAAGACAAGACAGCCGCUGAAGAUUCCAAGGAUGCCAAAGACGCGGGAUUCGGCGCCACGCCUGCCGUCAAGACUCUCUACGAGCGGCGCAACUCGUCCGACUCGUCCAUCGACUGGGUCGAUUAUCCCCCCAAGCAGAUGAGCAAGAGUGCUGCCCGUGCCCAGGACCGCGUCGCGAUCAAGCUCUACAAGGUGCGCGACAACGAGAAGCCCGUCGUUAGCGGCCGCUUUGCCCUCAAGACGUUCCGCAUCGACGUUCAGAACCCCCAGCUCGUCGCCGCCCUGGCCGACAUCCUGAUCAAGGAGAACGAGCACCUCGAGCCGAGCGACACUGCCACGUUCCGCGAGCCGUUCCGCAGCCUGUUCUUCUGCUACGAUGACAUUGUCGCCAAGUACCGCGCUGUGCCCGACGGCGACCAACUCAAGACCCACCUCCUGCUGCUGAUAAAGGUGCUCGACGAUGUCUUUAGCGAGUUGCGAGCCAAGCGUCGUGGUCUACUAGCCAGCGGUCUGAUAUCGUAUAAACUCGCCUGGACUCUCUUUCCAAAGGGGGCCGAAGUCAUUAGCUGGGGCCGGGGCAACAAUACCGAGCUUGUCCUCAAGAUUGUCGACACCGUGUUUAAGCUGGUUCCGCCGCCGGCCCAAAAUGUCUUGGUCAUCCGCUGCAAGGCCCUGCGCUUCAACGGCGAGGCCUUUGUUUGGCACGACAUUGACCUCGAGAUUGCUCCUUGGGAGGGCAACAAGCCCAUCACCGAUCUUCCCUACUACCCCCUGAGUUUUAUGCCCGAUGCCGAGCAGACCAAGAAAAGGCUAGUAGAGCGUGGCAAGAAAGUACUCGAAUACCAGGGUCUGACAUACUGCCUGUAUUCUGGUAUUGGCAUCUAUCACGAGGACAAGAGACUCGAGAAGCACAACGUCGACGGCAGGAUCCUAAUUGACGUCGUUGGGUUUAACAAACAUCACUUGGCACAAGGCAUUCGCGAGGGCAAGGAUCCCGAGACGAGAAAGAAUAUGGUUCGCGGGACCGGUCGUCCAACACAGCCGCCAGACCGGAAAGCCCUAGAGAAGGCCAAAAUUUCGAAGCGGCUUGACGCAAAAGAGCGGCAGAAGAACAAGGAGGCUAUGCUGGAGCGAGAGAGCGAUUUGGUUUUUAUCUCGCCGCUGAUCGAUGGUUAUGCGCUGAAGAACAAGCUAUGGCUGUCGUUCUACGUCGAGGACAUUAAGCCUAUGGCCUGGAACGACGAAGCGUUUGGCCACCUGGUCUACGACGAGCAGCAGAAGGACCUUGUCCUCGCGUUUGUCGAGAACCACAACCGCUCAGCACCGCUGUUGGGUGAUGUGAUAAGGGGCAAGGGUGAGGGUCUAAUCGUCCUUCUCAGCGGGCCUCCCGGAACAGGGAAAACGCUGAUGGCUGAAGCUGUUGCCGACCGUACCCACCGGCCGCUGUUCUACCUACAGGCCGAAGACCUGGGCAUCAACGCAGCGGCGCUCGGCUAUAACGUCAAGCGCGUCUUCCAGAUGGCGACGGAGUGGAACGCCGUUAUCCUACUCGACGAGGCCGACGUAUUUAUGGCGGAGCGCGACCCACACGACAUUGCACGCAAUGAACUCGUGUCUAUCUUUCUACGCGAACUCGAGUACUUCCGCGGCAUCAUUUUCCUGACCACCAACCUGUAUCAGACCAUCGACUCGGCCUUCCGUAGUCGCGUGAGCCUACACUUGCUUUUCAAGCCGCUGACCAUCGAGGCCCGUGAGUCAGUGUGGCGCAAGUUUCUGGAGAGACUUCCCUGGCCCGUGCGGGGAGAAGCCCAAGUGGAAAAGGGGUCGAGCGACGACAAAGAAGAGUACCAAAGCCAAGAGGAUGUCGCUACUGCCACGGAUGGGGUGAAUGGCGAGACAGAAACGAAGGACUUUGCAGCAGACGCCACCCCCGACUCAGCCAACACUCCCAGCUCGCCACCCGAAGCAGCGAGUACUCGCAAAGAAGACGAUAAAAAUACCAGCACCACGUCAUUCACCGCCAAUAAUAUAGCCGCAAAGUCCGAACCGGAACAGGAGCAGCACGACACAGACGACGACGUCCGCACAGCGGCCACCUUCCUCUCGGAGGAGGACUUCCGCGAGCUGGCCGCGUGGCAGCUCAACGGGCGCGAGAUCAAGAACGCCGUCAAGAUGGUCAAGGCUUGGUGCGAUGCCAAGGGCUACGAGCUGACGCUAGCCCGGCUCGAGAACGGGGUCCGCGUCACGAGUCCCCACGCCUCCAAGCUGAUGCACGAGAACGACACGAGUCUGUACGACGACUGA
This is a messenger RNA of Lasiosphaeria miniovina, 2484 nucleotides long. RefSeq lists its product as uncharacterized. The transcript has 5 exons. NCBI's taxonomy places the organism in Eukaryota, Fungi, Ascomycota, Sordariomycetes, Sordariales, Lasiosphaeriaceae. Bases 1 to 2484 code for a protein of 827 amino acids. Gene Ontology annotation, molecular function: ATP hydrolysis activity; ATP binding. The record is from RefSeq and is a predicted model, not a curated record.